Messenger RNA from Aspergillus glaucus CBS 516.65, 1242 nucleotides. RefSeq names its product glycoside hydrolase family 3 protein. The annotation marks the transcript as partial. The record is from RefSeq and is a predicted model, not a curated record. The transcript has 6 exons. NCBI's taxonomy places the organism in Eukaryota, Fungi, Ascomycota, Eurotiomycetes, Eurotiales, Aspergillaceae. Gene Ontology annotation, molecular function: beta-glucosidase activity. Gene Ontology annotation, biological process: glucan catabolic process.
AUGCUCCAAACCAGCAUUAUUGGGAUACUCUACGCCCUUUCGCUUUGGUCCGCUACUAAUGCAGAGAAUAUCACGAGUGACAGCUACUUCUAUGGCCAGUCGCCUCCGGUCUAUCCGUCUCCGGAAGGUACGGGGUCCGGGUCCUGGGCCACAGCUUAUAGAAAGGCACGAGAUCUUGUUGAGAAACUGAGCCCAGAGGAAAAGGUCAGCCUGACAGCUGGUGUCAAGUUGGAUGAUGGAUGCAUGGGGAAUAUCCCCGCCAUUCCCCGCGUGGGGUUUCUUGGGUUGUGUGAAUCGGAUGCUGAAAAUGGAUUGCGAAUGACGGACUAUGUCAACGGCUGGUCCAGCGGGAUACAUGUCGGCGCAAGUUGGAGCAAGGAUCUCACUAGACAGCGAGGGAUGCAUAUGGGCCAGGAAUUCCGCAAUAAAGGUGUCCACGUGCUGCUAGGUCCAGUGGUUGGUCCCAUUGGACGGGUUGCAACAGGCGGUCGUAAUUGGGAGGGCUUUUCAUCUGAUCCUUACCUCACCGGAGAACUGGGUGCAGAGACAGUCAAGGGAAUUCAAUCAGCAGGCGUGUCUGCAAGCACCAAGGCAGGUCACUAUAUUGGCAACGAGCAAGAACUGCACCGCAACCCUGAAACGGAUGCUCAAGGGGAAAAUGUUGAGUCGGUCUCAUCUAACAUUGAUGAUACAACAAUCCAUGAGCUCUACCUCUGGCCCUUUCAAGAUGCUGUGCGGGCUGGGAACGCAUCAGUCAUGUGCUCAUAUCAGCGCAUUAAUAACUCAUAUGGCUGCCAGAACAGCAAGACACUCAAUAGCCUUCUCAAAGGGGAGCUUGGCUUUCAAGGAUACGUGAUAACAGAUUGGUAUGCCCAACAUGCUGGCAUUGUAGCAGCUAAUGCUGGCUUGGAUAUGGUGAUGCCAAUUACCACUCUCUGGGGCCUGAACCUUACAGAUGCCAUCGCCAAUGGGACCAUGGAUGCCUCCCGGUUAGAUGAUAUGGUGACAAGAAUCAUCGCAUCGUGGUAUCAACUUGGCCAAGAUACUUCCUUCCCUCCAACAGGUAUCGGAAUGCCUCAUGAUGUAAAUGCGAACCAUCAGCGCAUCAUCGCCAAGUAUCCGGCGGAACGAGAGACGCUCUUGCAAAGCGCUAUUGAGGGCCAUGUCUUGGUCAAGAACGUUGAAGGGGCGCUACCGCUGCAAACACCGCAGCUGCUGUCAGUGUUCGGUUAUGAUGCAAGA